Molecule: messenger RNA, 825 nt
Organism: Cicer arietinum (chickpea)
Lineage: Eukaryota; Viridiplantae; Streptophyta; Magnoliopsida; Fabales; Fabaceae
Biological process (GO): proteasome assembly
Source: RefSeq, a predicted model, not a curated record
UAAAUAAGAAAAAGGAAACGGUUGCGAGUGUUAAAGUGAUACCCUUUCCUUGCUUGCUGUUACAGUGCAACUCCUCGAGAAUCAAGUACCAUUGUUCGAUGGCAAUGAACAUAGACGACAACGUCGUUUCUUUAACCCCGAAAUUCCCUGUUUCCCAACUCAAUUUCUCUCUGGAAAUUAAGGGAAACAAAACAGAAAUCAUCAUUUCCAGUUAUGAAGAUCAUUUUCUGGUUGUUGCCACUCAAAUAGGUACCAUGGGGACAAUACUGCAUGCCAGGAAGGAAGAAGGGAUGUCAAUUGACCCAACAUUCAAUGUUUCUGUUUUAUUUGGCAAACGGGAUGAGCCAAUGUUAGUAGCAUGUGCACGCCAGCUGAUUGAGCAUAUGAGUGUAUCUGGCGUCUCCAGGCCGUUGGUGCUCUCUCUUGGCCUUAAAGACCAUUCUGCGGAGACAUUGAAAGGCAUUGUUUCUGCUGUGAUUGACAAGAGGUUGUGGUAACAAAUCAAUGAUGAAAGUUCAAAUUUCAGAUUUUAGUAUGCUGAAAUGCGCAUAGUUCAACCUGAUGGAGUUAGAAGUAAUAGUCAAUUACCAUAUGGUGACUAUUUUUCUACUUAACAUUUUUUUUGUUUGGCAGUGAAUCGAAUUGUAUUGACGUCUGGCAUUAUCAGAUUAUAGUAAUAGUAAACAAUACACAUUUAUUACUGCAAGUUAAUCUCAUUUUCUACUUCAGUUGUGACAGAUUGAAGUAUUCAAUUAUUGUUAUGAUGUAAUGCAAACUUGAAUUAAUAUAUAAUUUUUAAUGAGACAUUAAUUUACUGUUAUUACA